UUCCCAGGUAUUUUCACUCAUAGGUGUGUCUUAGAACUUGGCAAUCACUGUGGCUGUAUGUGAAACAACAACCUUUAAUUUUAAUUGUUAAACUAUUUUCAGCAAACCAUGACCCAGCGUUCGAGACCUGGCUAUUAUCGUCAGGAAGUGAACAAAACUAUUUGGGAAGUACCUGAAAGAUAUAAAGACUUAAGACCGGUUGGGACGGGGGCUUAUGGUACAGUAUGCUCUGCUCAGGACCGCAGAACAGGGUCAAAGGUAGCAAUAAAGAAACUCCUAAGGCCUUUCCAGUCUGAACUUUUUGCCAAGAGGGCUUACCGGGAACUCCGACUUCUUAAACACAUGAAGCAUGACAAUGUUAUUGGACUGCUUAAUGUUUUUACCGCAGACCUUUCACUGGACCGAUUCCAAGACUUUUACCUCGUGAUGCCCUUUAUGGGUACUGAUCUUGGGAAACUUAUGAAAACAGAGAAGCUUUCAGAAGACCGAGUUCAGUAUCUUGUCUACCAGAUUCUGAAAGGACUAAAGUAUAUCCAUGCUGCUGGUAUCAUUCACAGGGACCUCAAGCCAGGCAAUUUAGCCAUCAAUGAAGAAUGUGAACUCAAGAUCCUGGAUUUUGGUUUGGCCCGUCAGGCGGAUAGCGAGAUGACAGGCUAUGUGGUAACUCGCUGGUACAGAGCCCCUGAGGUCAUCCUCAACUGGAUGCAUUACACACAGACUGUGGACAUCUGGUCUGUUGGCUGUAUCAUGGCAGAGAUGCUUAUUGGAAAACCUCUGUUCAAAGGACAUGAUCACCUUGAUCAACUGACUGAGAUCAUGAAAGUCACUGGAACGCCUUCACAAGAGUUCAUCUCCAAACUGCAAUCCCAGGAUGCUAAAAACUACAUUCAGAAGAUGCCCAAACUUAGGAAGAGAAAUCUUCUGAAUUUCAUGCCAGACACCAACCCUCAAGCAAUUGCUGUGUUGGAGUCCAUGUUGUUGCUGGACCCAGAAAGCAGAGUGACAGCAGCUCAAGCUUUGUCUCUGCCCUACUUCUCUGAGUUUCGUGAGCCAGAGGAGGAGACUGAAGCGCCGCCAUAUGAUCACUCACUAGACAAUGCUGAGCAGUCCCUGGAGCAAUGGAAACGACUCACUUUUAGUGAGAUUCUUACGUUCCAGCCUCCGCCACUGGGGCCUCUGCAGAAAGAGACAUCACUCUGAGCAGAACCUUUUCACUAUAAACAUCUCAAGCCAAGUGUGCCAUAGCUCGUUUCAUGUGACCUAUGGUAUUGUGUGUAUGUAUACAGUAUAUAAAUUAUAUACUUUAUGGACUGUAGAACAUGUUACGUGUUACAGUAAGUACUGCUGUGUUGGUGGUAAAGCAUAAACAAUACCAGCCACAUGCCUUUAUUAGGACACUGCACAUCGUAUUCAUGUACUGGAACAUGAGGCAUAAAUGCCAUCAUUUUUUGGAGCAAGUGUCUAUAAUUCUAUGGUCUGCUGCAGAUCAUGGACACAUUUAAGUCCAUUGACAUUUGGGUAUAUCCAUAUGUUAAACUAAAUAUCUUUUAUAUCUAAGUUUUUUUGAAAAUAAAUUCGCUACAACUAAUAACCAAA
Molecule: messenger RNA, 1596 nt
Organism: Hemibagrus wyckioides
Lineage: Eukaryota; Metazoa; Chordata; Actinopteri; Siluriformes; Bagridae
Gene: mapk12a
Product: mitogen-activated protein kinase 12a
Exons: 12
Coding region: 109-1200 (363 amino acids)
Biological process (GO): protein phosphorylation; intracellular signal transduction
Cellular component (GO): cytoplasm; nucleus
Molecular function (GO): ATP binding; MAP kinase activity
Source: RefSeq, a predicted model, not a curated record